UUGAUGAGUAAACAGAACCCGGAAGUUGUAAAUGUUGACUGCUUGGGUGACCCUUCGCUUUUUUUGAUCGCGGUGAUAAAACAUGGGAGUGAAAAUAGAGAUAUUUCGGAUGAUGGUGUAUCUGUCCUUUCCGGUGGCGAUGUUCUGGAUUUCCAACCAAGCAGAAUACUUCGAGGAGUACAUAGUGAAGAGGAAGAGAGAGAUUUUUCCACCAGAUGAGAAACUGCAGAGGAAAGAGCUCGAGGAGUUUAAGGAGCGCAUGAGAAUUCGGAGGGAGCAGAAGAUGCUGAAACAGCUAGCCGUAGAGACAGAAGACUGAUCACGAGGGAAGGAAUGAAUGUCUUGGUUUCACUGAUCAAAGGCCCAACGUGAAGAGAGAGGGGGGAGAGAGAGAGAGAGAGAGAGAGAAACGUGCUGAAGGAUGUGCAUGGAGUGUACUUUGUGAAAAGACAGAGGAAAUGUGCUGUUUUAUAACUAGAAGUGCUUUCAUUAUACUGAAUCAGUGCAAAUUCCGAAUUUUGUAAAUCAGAAUGUUCAUUAUACGUUUUAAUUGUUUAUUCCUGGGUAAUGGGUUAUUUAUUAUUUUAAAAAAAUAAAAAUGCCUUGUUUUUUUUUUUUUCCUUGUUAACAUUUUGCACUAUGUUCAUUUUAAUUAAAAGUUGGU
Molecule: messenger RNA, 664 nt
Organism: Neoarius graeffei (lesser salmon catfish)
Lineage: Eukaryota; Metazoa; Chordata; Actinopteri; Siluriformes; Ariidae
Product: protein PET100 homolog, mitochondrial
Exons: 4
Coding region: 83-319 (78 amino acids)
Biological process (GO): mitochondrial respiratory chain complex IV assembly
Cellular component (GO): mitochondrial inner membrane; mitochondrion
Source: RefSeq, a predicted model, not a curated record